AAGGGAGACAGUCCAUGUAGCCAGAGCAGCUUUUUUUAUUUAUUAUUAUAUUGAUAUGGAAUGGUGUGUGCUAUUUACACGAUUUUUUUUUUCAAAUAUGUUAUGUUUUAAAACAUAACAUGAAACAGUAAAUUUAUGGCUAAUAGAAGGUGGGUCAAUUCUGUUUUCGAGAUCUAGCAUCGGAAAACUGCAAUUUUCCGGGCAAAAUCGUACUGGGAUUCAUCUUUUUCCCGAGAAAAUCCCAUGUCGGAGGUGUCUCUAUAGUGUGCUCUGUUUCAACUCCAACCAACUUAUUAUCCCUCUUUCUCAUUCUUUCUGUGUCCUUUUUGAUUUUUUUAUAAAAUAGUACAAAAUGCAAUGUUACAUUAGGAUUAGGGUCAACCAAACUUUGUUAUUAUCAUUGUUUUUGCUUCAAAAUCUCAAAACAGAGUUUUCUUCAUAAAAAAAAGUCCAUGUUGGCUUUUUCUAAUGCCAAUUUAAUUAGAAGUUCCAAAACGUUUUGUGAUGAUUUUUAAAAUAGCAGAGUAGUCUGGGGCUCAAAUUUAAUAACACAAAACACUGAACUUCAAAAAAAAAAAAAAAAAAAAAAAAAAACAGAGCCUAUAAUCUUAUUAUACCUUUUUUUUUUAAAUAAAAAACAUCUGGGCUGGACUGGAAACGUUUCUCCUUCGUGUCAUGUUGUUCCAUUUAAAGUUUUCUUUUUUCUGGUUUGACUGAAUAUUGAAAAAAGUUGAUUAGUAACGCUUCCUUUAAACAUUUUUGCAUGCAAUUGAUUUGAGCCGUUCAUUUGUCACUCGAUAGUUUUCGUUCUCAUCUAUGUGGUUUUUGCUAUAAAAUUUCACCUUCUCUGCUUGUGUUCUUCUCUCCUAAAACAGUGUUUUCUCCUCUAAACAAACUGUUUCCUCUCUCUUUCUCUCUCUGUCUCUGUCUCUGUCUCCGUCUCUGUCUCUCUUAGCCUUUUUUUUCCUUUUCCAAAUCCUCUGUUUCUGUUGCCUUGACUGCUCUGUUUUUCUGGAGAAAAAUGGCUAAAAUUCCCAGCUUUUUCUCACUGAAGCACUUGCUGGUGCUAUCACUUGCUCUGAAUGUGAGUUUGAUCAUGAGGGUCGUCUUUGAAGAUGACAAACAAGGCCCUCUUUUCGGCUUCUCUCUGAUGAGGCAAAGAGGGUCUUCGAUGGCAGACGCUGAAGCUAGCCAGAGGACACUACUGGCUAAACCACCACCAUCAUCAUCAUCAUCUUCUUCGUCGGCCAAAACGAGUAUUGCAGAAGUUGAAGAUGGCAGGGAAAAACUAGUAAAUCUUGAUCAUGGUGACCCUACAAUGUAUGAAAACUACUGGGAGAAAAUAGGUGACAAGACCACAAUUGUGAUCCGGGGAUGGCAUUCCAUGAGCUAUUUCUCAGAUAUCAAUAGCAUUUGCUGGUUUUUAGAGCCCGAGUUUGCCAAACAAGUUGUGAGGCUUCACAAAGUCGUGGGAAAUGCUGAGACUGAAGGUCGCCAUAUUGUGGUUGGUACAGGCUCUUCUCAGUUGUACUUAGCAGCUUUGUUUGCUCUAUCUCCUCAAGAAGCAACUGAACCCAUCCAUGUCGUUUCUGCAGCUCCAUACUAUUCAUCGUACCCAUCUAUGACUGACUAUCAAAAGUCAGGGCUUCACAAAUGGGCCGGUGAUGCAAAUAACUUCACCAAAAUGGGGCCAUAUAUUGAGCUGAUCACUUCACCAAACAACCCUGAUGGGUUUGUGAGACACUCUUGUGUGAACAAGAGUGGUGGAGCAAUGAUAUAUGAUCUUGCUUACUACUGGCCCCAGUACACACCCAUAUCUUCCCCGGCAGACAACGACUUGUCGUUGUUCACAGUCUCGAAGAGCACCGGACACGCUGGCAUUCGUAUUGGUUGGGCUCUGGUCAAAGACCCCGAGGUAGCCAAACGAAUGACCAAAUUCGUGGAGCUCAACACCAUAGGUGUGUCCAAGGACUCGCAGAUCCGAGCUGCGAAGAUACUCGAAGUUGUGGCGGACAGCUGCGAGGAAUCUGGCAGCUCGGAGUUUGAGGAGUCCUUCUUUGAGUUCAGUUACCAUCUCAUGGCAGAGAGGUGGCAACAGCUCAGAGAGACUGUGAGCAACAGCGGUGGAUUCUUCAGCUUGCCUCGAUUUUCUCCUGAUUUCUGCCAUUUCCACAGCCAAAUCCUGCAGCCUCAUCCUGCUUUCGCAUGGCUAAGAUGCAAGGAUGGCAUCGAGGACUGCGAAAGCUUCCUUAGAGGCCACAGGAUAUUGACAAGAGGAGGGAGGCAUUUCGGUGCGAGCUCGAGUUAUGUUCGGGUGAGCAUGUUGGAUAGGGACGAAAACUACAGGUUGUUCCUGAAGAGACUGUCCACUAUCCGCUGAGACAUCAGCGCUGGAUGCCAUGUUUCCCUCCUCAUGUGGUGCAAGAGAAAUUGCUGGAGCUGCAACUGCCAUGGGGGAAAUAGGGUGUCAAAAAAAUAAGGGAUUUGAGAAAAAGAAAAAGAAAAAUUAUUUAUUUGUAGAGCAAAGAAAUUAAAUACAGUUUUUAGUGUUAUGUGUAUCAGAGAUUGUAAGAGUUGAUCUCUCUUAAUGAAAUUUUGUAGCUCAAAUACUAUCUAGUUUUCUACA
Molecule: messenger RNA, 2626 nt
Organism: Humulus lupulus (European hop)
Lineage: Eukaryota; Viridiplantae; Streptophyta; Magnoliopsida; Rosales; Cannabaceae
Product: tryptophan aminotransferase-related protein 2-like
Exons: 5
Coding region: 1022-2380 (452 amino acids)
Biological process (GO): amino acid metabolic process
Molecular function (GO): carbon-sulfur lyase activity; transaminase activity
Source: RefSeq, a predicted model, not a curated record